AUGGUAACUCCACCUCCCGCCUUGGCAGGGCAUUCCAAUGCUUCAUCACCCUUUCUGUUUAGAAAAUCCACCCGAUGUCCAACCUUCAACUCCGCUGCAGCAGCAGCUGCCCUCUUCUUGCCAGCAUGGUUAAUCCAGCAGCCACAUGAACUUUUUACAGCCCACGCCUGCUACUUACAGACGGCGCUGCUCAGAGCCAGGAGAGGCUCUCCAGCAGGGAGAGGGGACGCCACGCUCGGAGCCGGGCUGCCCUCCGGGGCCACCACCACCGCCUUCCUUUCCACAGCAGCCAGGGUAGCUCGGGAAAAGGGACACUAUUCGUCCCGCAGGAUGCCCGGAGCUGCGGAAGGCAGCGGGCUGCUGCCCCAGCGGUACCUCGGCAGCGGCUGGGGGGCAGCGGCCCUGGCCGUGCCGUGCCGGGCCGUGCCGGGUCGGUCCUGGGGUCUGCCCCACGCACCUCGGGCAGCGGCGGCAAGGCGCGCGCGCUUCCGCCUGCCCUCAGGGGGGCCCAGCGGCCCCGCCAGCAGCCUCUGCCCCGGGCCGCACUUCCUCCUGCCCGACACCAACCUGCUCCUGCACCAGAUUGAUAUCCUUGAAGAUCCUGUUAUUAAGAAUGUCAUUGUGCUGCAGACAGUCCUACAAGAAGUCAGGCAUCGGAGUGCACCAGUGUACAAGCGGAUUAGGGACGUGAUUCAAAACCCAGAAAAACAUUUCUAUUCUUUCACCAAUGAGCAUCACAGAGAAACGUACAUAGAGCAGAACCGAGGAGAAAGUUCCAAUGACCGCAAUGACAGAGCCAUUCGGGUAGCAGUGAAAUGGUACAAUGAACACUUGAAGAAAAUAGAGGAUGAGGAAAAGAUUCAAGUUAUCCUUUUAACAAAUGACAGAACUAAUAAAGAGAAAGCUCUGGAGGAAGGAAUAACUGCUUAUACAUGUGAGGAGUAUAUAAAAAGCUUGACAGCUAAUCCUGAGCUUGUAGAUCGUCUUGCUUGUGUAUCUGAUGAAGGGAAAGAAAUAGAAGGUGGAAAAGUAAUAUUCCCAGAACAUAUUCCUCUCAGCAAAUUGCAGCAAGGAAUAAAAUCUGGUAUUUACCUCCAAGGAACUUACAGGGCAAACAGAGAGAAUUACCUUGAAGCUACUGUUUGGGUACAUGGAGAUGCUGAAGAAAACAAAGAGAUAAUUAUACAGGGACUGAAACAUUUAAACCGAGCAAUUCAUGAAGAUGUUGUAGCUGUGGAGCUGUUGGCAAAAGAUGAGUGGGUGGCACCAUCCUCAGUGGUCUUGCAAGAUGAUGGCCAGAAUGAAGAGGACAUUGAAAAUGAAGAGGAGAAAGAAAACAUUCUGAAGACUUCCGUUAACAAGGACAUGCUGAGGCCUACGGGAAGGGUAGUGGGCAUUAUAAAACGAAACUGGCGGCCGUAUUGUGGGAUGCUUUCCAAGUCACAGAUCAAAGAGGCAAGGCGCCAUUUAUUUACACCAGCUGAUCGCAGAAUUCCUCGCAUUCGAAUAGAAACCAGACAAGCAGAUACAUUGGAAGGGCAAAGAAUAAUUGUUGCUAUUGAUGGUUGGCCCAGGAAUUCCAGGUAUCCUAAUGGUCAUUUUGUAAAGAAUUUGGGAAGCGCUGGAGAUAAAGAGACAGAGACAGAAGUUCUUCUGCUUGAACAUGAUGUCCCUCACCAGGCUUUUUCCCAGGCUGUCCUUAGUUUCCUACCAAAAAUGCCAUGGAGCAUUACAGAAGAGGAUAUGAAACACAGAGAGGACUUAAGGCAUCUGACUGUUUGUAGUGUUGAUCCUCCGGGUUGCACAGAUAUUGAUGAUGCAUUACAUUGUAGAGAAAUAGGAAAUGGAAAUCUAGAGGUCGGUGUACAUAUUGCAGAUGUCAGUCAUUUUAUUCGCCCAGGAAAUGCUUUGGAUGAGGAGUCAGUAAAAAGAGGAACAACAGUAUAUCUGUGUGAAAAAAGGAUUGAUAUGGUUCCAGAGCUACUUAGUUCCAACUUAUGCUCUCUGAGAUCUAAUGUGGACAGGCUUGCAUUUUCAUGCAUAUGGGAAAUGAACCAAAAGGCUGAAAUUCUAAAAACCAGAUUUACAAAGAGUAUUAUUAAUUCCAAGGCUUCUCUUACAUAUGCUGAAGCACAGAUGAGAAUUGAUUCAGCAACUAUGAAUGAUGAUAUUACUAUCAGCCUACGUGGACUAAACAAAUUAGCAAAAAUUCUGAAGAAGAAAAGAAUUGAUAAUGGAGCCUUGACACUUGCGUCACCAGAAGUUCGUUUCCACAUGGACAGUGAAACUCAUGAUCCUAUUGAUCUGCAGACUAAGGAGCUCAAAGAGACGAAUUCCAUGGUUGAAGAGUUCAUGUUGCUUGCCAAUAUUUCUGUAGCACAAAAAAUUUAUGAUGAGUUCCCAGAGUUUGCCUUGCUCCGGAAACAUCCCGCUCCUCCCCCAUCAAAUUAUGACAUCCUUGUGAAGGCUGCAAAGUCUAAGAAUUUGGAAAUUAAGACAGAUUCAGCAAAGGCUUUAGCUGAAUCAUUAGACAAAGCUGAAUCUCCUACAUUCCCCUACCUAAAUACACUGCUGCGAAUUUUGACCACUCGCUGCAUGAUGCAAGCUGUUUAUUUCUGCUCGGGAAUGGACAAUGAUUUUCAUCACUAUGGUUUAGCCUCACCUAUUUAUACUCACUUUACCUCACCUAUCAGAAGGUAUGCUGAUAUCAUAGUCCAUCGGCUUUUGGCAGUGGCCAUAGGAGCAGACAGUACUUACCCAGAACUUACAGAUAAACACAAACUGGCAGAGAUGUGUAAAAAUCUCAAUUACCGACAUAAAAUGGCACAAUAUGCACAAAGAGCCUCUGUGGCAUUCCAUACACAGCUAUUCUUCAAAACCAAGGGAGUAGUAAAUGAAGAUGCAUAUAUAUUAUUUGUAAGAAAAAAUGCAAUUGUGGUUCUGAUUCCCAAGUAUGGGUUAGAAGGAACAGUCUUCUUUGAAGAAAAAGAUAAACCAACACCAAAACUGGAGUACAACAGUGAGGUGCCAUCACUUACUGUGGAAGACACAACAUUUCAUGUAUUUGAUAAAGUUAAAGUGAACAUUAUGUUAGAUGAUUCCAACAUCCAACAUCAGAAAAUGCGGAUGGUCUUGGUAGAACCCAAGAUAUCAGGAAAUUACAUGCCUGCAGAGGCAAGCAGCAAGGAUGAACCAGAGAAAAAGAAAAAGAAGCUACAAAAAUAGCUGGAUACAAAAGUUAAGAAGAAAUCACAAGUACUUUCAUUUACAUAUUUUUCCCUAUGGGCAAAAAAUGCUAGAAGCAGGUUUUGUUUACUUUUUAAAUACACAUUUUAAUAAUUUGUAAAGAUUUUUUUUAAAGUUACUAUUUUAUGACUGUGAAUGCAGAGAAAGUUUUAAAAUCAUGUAUAUCUACAUCUUUGUCCUGUGGGUGAAAAUAAAUGUUUCUGCAAAGUGAAGAAAUGGUUGUAGAGUUUCUUGUUAAUAGCCUUAAAGGAAGGUCAGCACUUUUGUGCAUUCUCUUUAGCACCUCAGAACUGAAAGAAGUAAUUGAACAAUACAGGUAUUAAGGAAAUGUCUUUAUUCUGUUUCACUGCUCGAUUUACAGUUAGGCAUGUUAAAGAACUCUUGUUAGAACUACUGAUAUUAAAUUAAUGUAAACAAUGACCGUUUUGUGCAAUGUGUGCCAACCAAUGCAUUUACAACUACAGAAACAGAAUGGUCAAGUGACUUCCAUGGUAAUUUACACAGCAGGUUUCUCUACAAAUCAAUUACACAAACAUAAUAAAAAAAUAGGCAUGUUUUCAUAAAAUAAAUAUUUCCCAUCUAACUGAAGACUACAGAACAGGAUGAAAAAUACAGGCAAUUCAGGUGGGAGCAUCCUUAAUCACUUCUCACAUCCACCCAUUUCUGCUCCUUUUUCUUACCUUUAAGAAAAUGCUAAUAGAGGACAAAAUUAAAUACUUUAGGGAUUGCUUUUUUACUUGUGAGUACUUCAAAAGCUUCAGAUCAGUGAACAUAUUUUAAAAACAAUCAAAAAAUUUAGUCAAAAAGUAAAAUAAAAUCUUAAUUAUACAUGUAACUCAGAAAAAUUCAGAAACAGAUCAUAAUUUGGGCU
Molecule: messenger RNA, 4117 nt
Organism: Ficedula albicollis (Collared flycatcher)
Lineage: Eukaryota; Metazoa; Chordata; Aves; Passeriformes; Muscicapidae
Gene: DIS3
Product: DIS3 homolog, exosome endoribonuclease and 3'-5' exoribonuclease
Exons: 23
Coding region: 1-3225 (1074 amino acids)
Biological process (GO): rRNA catabolic process
Cellular component (GO): cytoplasmic exosome (RNase complex); nuclear exosome (RNase complex)
Molecular function (GO): RNA binding; endonuclease activity; 3'-5'-RNA exonuclease activity
Source: RefSeq, a predicted model, not a curated record